CUCCCAGGACAAACUGAUGGAGGUUGAGCUGAUAGAAGGAGAUCCGGAGAAGAUAACAAAGGUAGGACGUCACUUGACGGUUGACCUACAAGGCGCGUUGAUUGCAUUAUUGAAAGAGUUUGCGGAUGUCUUUGCCUUUUCAGCUGAUGACCUUACAGGGAUCGAUCCCGGGGUGGCGGAGCAUAGGUUGAACAUUGACCCAACUGUGAAACCGGUGAAACAGAAGAGGAGGCACUUUGGUGCCGAGUUAGACGUGGAUU
Molecule: messenger RNA, 260 nt
Organism: Striga hermonthica
Lineage: Eukaryota; Viridiplantae; Streptophyta; Magnoliopsida; Lamiales; Orobanchaceae
Source: the annotation of a GenBank genome assembly